AUGCCACCCUUGAGCCAGACAACUUCACACACGGGAAGCUACUUCCUAAACGGAGAUCCCGCUGCGUUUGAUGCCCCCUUCUUCUCUAUCACGGCCCACGAGGCAGCUGCCAUGGACCCACAGCAACGAUGGCUUCUCGAGACUUCUUACAGAGCCCUGGAAAAUGCUGGGAUUCCCCUGGAGAAAGUGGCAGGAACCAAUACAGCUGUCUAUGCUUCAUCUACCUCAGAAGACUACAUUAUGAUGACUGCCAAAGACCCAGAUCAUGCGGCGCAGAUGGUGGCCACCGCCACCAGCCCUAGUAUCCAGGCUAACCGGAUCAGUUGGUACUUCGACCUGAGGGGUCCCAGCAUACAUGUCAAUACUGCUUGUUCAUCCAGUAUGAUUACUGUGGAUCUUGCGUGCCAGAGCUUGAGAAGCGGGCAGAGUUCAAUGGCCUUGUUAGCGUCCGCCAACAGUUUACUGAGCCCAGAAUGGUCCCUCUAUAUGUCUAACAUGAACUUCCUGUCACCAGAUAGUCGGUGCUAUAGUUUUGAUCACCGUGCUAAUGGCUAUGCAAGAUCAGAGGGCGUUGUUGUUCUCGUGCUAAAGAGACUUUCUGACGCGAUUCGGGACGGGGACACGAUUCGCGGGGUGAUUCGAGGAACUGGCUCGAACCAGGACGGCCACACCCCAACAAUGCCCCAGCCAAACCAGUCCGCGCAGGAGGCACUCAUUCGCCAGGUAUAUAAGAGCUGCAACUUGGGCUUUGAGAAAACGCGUUAUGUAGAAGCCCAUGGUACCGGCACGCAAAUCGGGGACGUCACAGAAGCAACUGCAAUAGGCCGGGUGUUCAGGAGCAGCAGAUCCCCGAAGGAGCCACUUUAUAUUGGCUCGAUCAAAGCGAACAUUGGUCAUCUGGAAGGAGGUAGUGGCCUAGCCAGCAUUCUCAAAAGCAUCAUGAUACUCGAGAAAGGUAUCAUCCCGCGCGCCGCCUCGUUUGAGAAAUUGAACCCUAAGAUCAAGGCCAAAUUCUACCAUCUGGAGGUAUCUACUGCUUGCAUUCCUUGGCCGACUCAAGGCCUGCGACGGAUCUCGGUCGAUUCAUUCGGCUUUGGUGGAGCCAAUAGCCACGUCAUCAUCGAUGAUGCUUUCCAUACCAUUGAGGCUCUUGCGCUCGUAGGCAAUCAUCAUACCUUGGCCUUCCCCGGCCUGUCUGGCGGCGUGAACGGAGUGAACCAUGCAACCGACAAAAACAGUAAAGCGAACCCCGGGCACCAUUUACUGACGUGGUCAGCUCGAGAUGAAGCUGCACUGAAACGAAUGUUGCGUCGGUAUGAUGAGUAUCUCCGAACCUCCAGCUCCACGCAUGGAGAUGCCGAAUUCCUAGGAGAUAUCGCCUAUACACUUGCUGCGCGCCGUUCUCUCAUGGCCUGGAGAGCCUUCUCCAUUGUGAAUGGACUAGAGACCUUGGACCUCCCUGCUGCGAAAUGCGAGCGCGCGGCACGUGACGUUGGAGUGGCUUUCGUCUUCACCGGCCAAGGCGCGCAGUAUGCCAACAUGGGGAUGGGGCUGCUCCACUACCCCGUCUUCAAGGCUACGCUUGUCGAGAUAGAUAGUAUAUUCCAGAGUUUGGGAGCCGAGUGGUCACUAUUUGAUAAACUCAGAGACCAAACAUGCAUCGACAGACCAGAGUUCAGCCAGCCUUUAUGCACUGCGCUUCAGAUAGCUCUGGUAAGACUACUGGAAACUUUCAAUGUCUUCCCAGAUGUUAUAGUCGGACAUUCGUCAGGAGAGAUUGCGGCGGCAUACACCGUUGGAGCCUUUUCCCUUCGCUGCGCCUGCGCAGCUGCCUAUCACAGAGGUCGCCUCGCUGGGCAGAUAGCCGCAGUAUCUGCGCUGCAGCCAGGAGCGAUGAUGUCCGUGAAUCUCGCGGAAUCCGAAGCCGAGUCCUACUUGGUGAAAGCGUCACUGCCCGGUCCCGUUUCUGUUGCGUGCAUCAACAGCCCGAGCAACGUUACGCUAUCGGGCGACGAGAGUGCCAUUGAUCAGCUGCACAAAGACCUUGAAAAAGAUGGCGUCUUCGCAAGGAAGAUCAGAACGGGCGUGGCCUAUCACUCGCCUGCUAUGUAUCACGCCGCUGGUGAGUACCUGGCUAGUUUGGAUCAUCUCGAGCCACGAGAAUUGCACAGCGGCAACCCUAUCAUGAUAUCAACCGUAACAAGCCAGAAGGUUGCGACAAUCAACCUGUUAGACCCGCGAUACUGGGUCGAUAAUAUGGUGUCACCUGUACGAUUCGCUGACGCACUGCAAUACAUCGUCCACACUGCGCCCAAGGUAGAUGGCCUCAAGCCCAUCACCAACUUUAUUGAAAUUGGACCCCACGGAGCAUUGCAGCGACCCGUACGCGACACGAUGACUCACGCUGGCAACAGCACGGCGCGAUACGGUUCAGCCCUGUCGAGGCAGGACCCCCCAUCCAGAAGCAUUCUACAGCUGGUUGGUCAGCUGUUUACCUCUGGACACCGUGUUUCGAUCACUGCAGCUAACCAACAGGACGGCCCUUCUCCAGUCGCCAAGCCUGUAGUAGACACCCCUGAUUACCCCUUCGAUAAGACACUGACAUACUGGCAUGAACCCAGGCUAAGCCGUGAUUGGCGGCUUCGUGAAGAGCCUUCGCAGAGUCUUUUGGGCUUACGUACAAACGACUGGAACCCACUGCAACCACGUUGGCGGAAGAUGCUGAACGUCGAGGAGGUCCCUUGGCUCGCGGAUCACGUCGUGGGCAACAGCAUCAUUUUCCCAGGUGUAGGUUCUAUCGUAAUGGCUAUUGAAGCUGUCAAACAAACAGCCAGUGGAAACCAAGCCAUCAGGGGCUACCAUUUGAAAGAGACCACAUUCACGAGUCCUAUCGUCGUCACCCCGGGACAGACCACAGAGGUCAUGACACAUCUCCGUCCAUUACAACAGUCAUAUGAGAAAACCUCCACCCGGUUCGAGGUAGAAAUUUUCUCGUUUGCGGAGAACUACUGGAGGGCUUGCAACAAACACCUCAUCCAUGUCGAGUUCGAACAAGAAACCCGAACCGAAGUAGAUGGCGGACACGAGCUCCAGCUCCUCACCUCUUCCAUCGCUCACAAUUACCGAAACACAAAAAGCAAAGCCAAUGUGAAAAUUGCCACUGCUGAUUUCUACCACGGGCUCGAGGAGAUCGCGUUUCAAUACGGACCUACCUUUUCUCUUACCGACGAGAUUCGUUGGGAUGGGGAACAUCUCGCCAUUGCCGAAGUUCACGUUGGGCCUCCAGUUGACUCAUAUAAGGAGGGUGUUGUCCAUCCCGGCGUUCUCGACUCAUGCUUGCAGCUCUGCCUAAUCCCACCAUCUCAGAAAAUCUCGAAGAACAUCCCGACUUGUGUGCCGCACAAGAUCAAAGGCGCCUGGAUAGCUGAGACCGCGUGGCGGGAUCCAUCUGCAGACCGAGUCGAUGUCUUGACAGAGGCAAAGCUCAAAAGCACUGGCGCCGGCCUCGACUGUGAGGUGGCUAUCUUGUCCAAAACAGGCGCUCUUCUUGGAUAUUUCAAACGGCUAGAGAUGUUGCCGAUCAUGUCGCGUGAGAUUGAUCUCGAUGAUAGCGGGAGGAAGUUGCUGCACCAUAUCGACUGGAAGCCACACCUUUCAUUGCGUCCCCCGCAGCAGCCGCAUGACUUGGGUAAUACCGCAAUAAAAUCACCAGACAACGAAGAUGCAGCCGUCAGCGACCGGAUCGAGCUUGAGGAGACACUCAGGUCUGUAGCGCAGCGGAGCAUUGACAGCCUUCAGCACGACGAAUGGGAGAGGAUGCCAGCCCAUGUGAAGAAGUACAUCUCUUGGACAGAACGCCAGCUUCGGGGAAAGCCAAACAGAGAAAUCCCUGCAGGAUGCGAUCUCAUCAGCAAGUUACAAGACCUUGGUAUGAGAUGGCCAUCGUGGAGAGUGUUCACAGAGGCCGCAAAGAGCUUUCCGUCCGUAGUCCGCGAAGAACCACAAGAGCUCGAUUUGUCCCUUUCGUCGGACAUAUUUCAGGAUUACCUCGAUGACAUAGUGGCUGCAGUCUGCAACCAAGAUUUUGAGGCGUAUCUCGGACUGCUGGCUCAUCAGAAGCCCACCCAGAGGAUUCUCGAGAUUUGCGCUCGUCGAGGUGCUCUCACUAGCUACGUGCUAUCAGUCUUUCAGAGAAUCGAAGCUCGUACAGGGGGUAUAACGUACUCUCAGUACACCUAUUCGGACACACUGACAGCCUCGCUCGACGAUGCCCGACAACGAUUUGCCGAACACCAAAACCGCAUGGACUUCACGUGUCUUGACGUCAAUCGAGACCUCAUCGCGCAAGGGAUGCAGCCCGCUAGCUACGAUGUGAUCUUCGCAGCAGGUGCCUUGCGAAGCGCCAACAAUAUCAGUGCCGUUCUUCAAAAUCUUGGAAGAGUGCUGACGCCGGGUGGCCAGCUCGUCCUCCACGAGAUUACGGUCCCCGACCGCUUUGAGAUAGGCUUCGGCUUCGGCGCGACUGCGGACUGGUGGUGUGACCGACAAGACGAUGGAACGAUGACCCCCUCCCAAUGGGAUGCAGCUUUGAAAGACAACGGCUUCUCAGGGACCGACCUAGUCAUCAGGGACUACAAGAACGAUGUUUUGCAUUGCUCUAGCCUCAUGGUGUCGAGAGGAGCGGCGGCUCAGCCAAGCCUUCCAAAUGCAGAUACCAGGGUUCUGAUAGUGAUUGAUGACGACGACAGCUUCCAAAAGGCGCUCGCGGAGAGUUUGCUCCAUAACACAACCUGGAAUUCCCGUGUACUUACUCUUACCGAGAUGAUAGUUGAGAAGCUUGAAACAAACAACUAUGUCGUUUGCCUUGCGGACGUCUACCGGCCAUACCUCCACCCAAUGAAACAACAGACGCUGAAAACUGUUAGAAACUGGGUACAACAGUGUAAGAAUCUAUUCUGGGUUACUGCAUAUAAUACGGAGAGCACCGCGCUCUCAUCAUCGUACCCCUACACAGGGAUCAAGGACGGUUUCCUCCGUACUCUACGCUCCGAAUUCGCUCUCAAUCGCAUCGUCUCUCUUACUCUGGGCGAGAGCACUCGUGACGCCACAACCUGUGCGAGAUACGUAUUUGAUGUCUUCGAGUCAGCCUUUAUUCGGGGGCUCAGCGCUGAUGUUGAAUACAUGGUCCGAGACGGCGAGAUUUUAACCGCACGGCUGGUUGACGAUGAUGACACCAACAAAGCCCUCGCGUCAUCUCUAGUGCCGCAAGCCAUUACCGAGCCUUGGCUACCAGGACCGCCGCUCAGAUUGGGUAUUCAAACCCGUGGACAGCUCGAGACUUUACGCUUCCAAGAAGACGUAGAAUACUACGAGGAGCUAGGCCCACAAGACGUUGAGAUUGAAGCCAAGGCAUGGGGUCUUGGCUUCCGUGACGUCUUUAUGGCCCUCGGCCGCUUGGAGGAAGAUGAUUUCGGGAUAGACUGCGCGGGCAUAGUGACACGAGUAGGAUCUGAGGUUCAGUCGAUCAAGGUCGGGGACCGUGUCUGCGCGCAGGAAUUCAACUGCAUGAAAACCUAUGCCAGAUCGCGUGAAUGGUCGACGCAAAAGAUUUCAGACUCUGUUUCGUUCGAAGAGGCCUGCGCUGUCAUCAUGCCCGGUAUGACGGCGAUACAGUCGUUGAUCGAGGUCGCGCGCCUGCAGAAAGGCGAGAAAGUCCUGAUUCAUUCAGCUUCCGGUGGCACAGGCCAGGUCGCCCUUCAGAUCGCGCAGAUGAUUGGCGCAGAGGUGUUUGCGACUGUAGGGUACGACAGCAAAAAGCAGCUCCUAAUGGACAAGUUCAACGUCCCUGAGGAUCACAUUUUCUACAGCAGAGACACCAGCUUUGCCCAGGGGAUCCUGAGAAUCACGAAUGGUUAUGGCGUUGAUGUGGUUUUAAACUCCUUAGUAGGGGAGUCCUUGCGAGCCUCUUGGGACUGCAUCGCCCCGUACGGAAGGAUGAUCGAGAUUGGCAAGGCCGAGAUAAAUGCCAAUGCGUCGCUGCCCAUGGCCAGCUUCGCGAAGAAUACCAUGUUCGCCGGCGUCGACCUUUAUUACAUAAAAAACGACUUGAAUAAAAAGCAUGUGACGCGCAUGCUUCUGCAAAGGACGAUGGACCUGGUUAGGGAUGGAAGUGUCCGGGUGCCGGUACCCCUUCACAUUUAUGGCUUGGACUCGAUGGAGGAUGCAUUUCGAUAUCUCGCGAGUGGGAAGAACUCAGGUCGUAUCUUAAUUCGCGUCGAUCCAUCAACGCAUGUCCAGAAACCCAAGAUCAACCGGAGAACAUGGAAGUUCGAUGGAAAAGCCACUUACAUGGUAGCAGGAGGUCUUGGUGGCAUCGGUCGCUCGAUACUUAGAUGGAUGGUUACGAGAGGAGCUAGACACUUGCUCGUUCCAUCGAGGUCUGGUCCUGCCUCUGCUGCAGCGUCCGAGGUCGUGCGUGAGUUAUCUGAUCAGAAUAUCGUUGUGUCGACCCCAAAAUGCGACGUGUCUUCAAAAGACGCCCUCUCGCACAUGCUAGAAGAUGCUGGCACAACUCUCCCUCCUAUACGAGGGUGCAUAGUCGCCACUAUGGCUCUGAAUGAUUGCUUGUUUGAAAACAUGACGUUGCCACAAUGGGAGCAAACCUCUUGCUCCAAAGUCGAGUCGUCAUGGAACCUCCACACACUACUUCCUGAGCUCGACUUCUUUAUACUGCUCUCUUCCGUCUCCGGUGUGGUUGGAAACCCCGGCCAGAGCAACUACGCGGCAGGCUGUACCUUCCAGGACGCGCUGGCACGGCAUCGCAACGAGGGCGGCCAGAAAGCAAUCUCUAUCGACCUCGGUGUGAUGCGCAGCAUCGGAGUCGUCGCAGAGACCGAACGGCUCCAGCAGCAUUUCCAGAACUCCAAGGCAUUCAUCCAAGUCGAGGAGGCCGAGUUCCUAUCCCUGCUAGACAUCUGCUGCGACCCGUCGUACCAUCCACAAGGCCACCAAUGCCAGAUGGUUAUGGGCCUCGAGACCCCCGCCAGUCUCCUUGCGCGGUCGCUUGAGCCACCCGAAGUCCUGCAGAGACCACUCUUCGCCCGCUUUAGCCAGCGAGCGGACUUGUCUGGCAGCAGCAAUGACGGCACCGGCGACGGUUUAGACGCCGCGCGGCUCUUCCGGGAGGCCGAUUCGGCGGUCGAGCGCGCUCAAGUGGUCGUCGAAGCUCUCUCCAAGCGGCUGGCGCGGACGCUGUCGAUCAAGUUCGAGGACGUCGAUACACACCAGGCGCUUCAUGCGUACGGCGUGGACUCGCUCAUCGCUGUCGAGCUCCGCACCUGGCUUGGCAAGGAAUUCGCGGCCGACGUGUCCGUGUUCGAGAUUGUGAGCGGGAAGACGAUCGAAGCUGUCGGGGAGCUGGUAGCCAAGACGAGUAGGAUUGAAAAGGGGGCGUAGAUAUCUAUGUCCGGUGGGCUAUAUUGGUUCGACCACGAGUCGAUUUUGCGGAACGCAGUGUUGGAUUGAAAAGGGUCUGGGUAGGCAAAGCUGGAUUCAUU
This is a messenger RNA of Lindgomyces ingoldianus, 7556 nucleotides long. RefSeq names its product polyketide synthase PksD. Gene Ontology annotation, molecular function: phosphopantetheine binding; fatty acid synthase activity; oxidoreductase activity. Gene Ontology annotation, biological process: fatty acid biosynthetic process; secondary metabolite biosynthetic process. The coding region runs from base 1 to 7455 and encodes 2484 amino acids. The record is from RefSeq and is a predicted model, not a curated record. The transcript has 11 exons. Lineage: Eukaryota; Fungi; Ascomycota; Dothideomycetes; Pleosporales; Lindgomycetaceae.